This is a messenger RNA of Cucumis sativus (cucumber), 837 nucleotides long. Its product is annotated as dCTP pyrophosphatase 1. Gene Ontology annotation, molecular function: nucleoside triphosphate diphosphatase activity. The transcript has 2 exons. Bases 162 to 593 code for a protein of 143 amino acids. The record is from RefSeq and is a predicted model, not a curated record. Gene Ontology annotation, biological process: nucleoside triphosphate catabolic process. NCBI's taxonomy places the organism in Eukaryota, Viridiplantae, Streptophyta, Magnoliopsida, Cucurbitales, Cucurbitaceae.
GUUUUUCCUUUUACUUAAUGCUUCUCUCCAAUUUCAUGUCCGCCCACCUCUAAGCCAACGCCGGCCGUCUUCCUUCUUUUCCUUCUCCUUUUCCUUCUACACGCGUACGGUGUUCCGGUUUGCGAAAAGUGAACGCGACUACUACCUGUCAGCGACUGCGGAUGGCUGAGCUUGUAGAAAUGGACGAUGUAACUCUCAAGAAAUUGAAGAACGUGAUGGCGGAUUUUUCUAAAGACAGGGACUGGGAUCAGUUUCAUAGCCCUAGAAAUCUCCUUCUUGCCAUGGUGUGCGAAGUUGGGGAGUUAUCGGAGAUAUUCCAAUGGAAAGGGGAGGUUCCAAGAGGCCUUCCUGACUGGAAAGAAGAAGAGAAGCAACAUCUUGGUGAAGAACUAUCAGAUGUUUUGCUUUAUCUUGUUAGACUUGCUGAUAUUUGUGGGAUUGAUUUUGAUAAAGCAGUACUAAGGAAGCUGGAGCUGAAUGGGAAGAAAUAUCCAGUCGAGCUUUGUAAAGGGUCAUCAAGAAAACACACAGAAAUCAUCUGCAAAGAAGAUUGCAAUGAAAACGGUGGAAAAGAAGAAGACCCCACCAAAUAGUGACAGUGGCAGCGGGGCUUAAUAAGAGAAAAAUGCAUUGAUGGUGUCUCUUAUGAACUUUGGUAUGAUUUUUAUUAUGUCUUUAUGACUUGACUUGGAUAGCUUCUAAAUGUUGUUUGUUGCUGUUGUCGUUUGUCAUGGCUCUUCUUUUGUGAGUAUAUUUAAUGAUACUUUGACAUAGCUUGUCUUUUUGUAAGCACUUUUCAGCUAUAGUACUCUUUAGCUGUCCCCAAAUCCGCCUCCA